AUGGCACCAUCAUUCAGCCAAAGAAGUGGCGGUAGAGGAGGCGGGCGAGGUCGCGGACGAGCUCGCUAUGGCAUUGCACCUGGCGGUCGCCACAAGACCAGUACUACCAACCUUCCAGCAGCACUGAGCGCAGAGAUGGAGGGCAGUUCUUCACAGUUCUUUGCAGAGGGGGACGACCGCGACUUUAGCAAAAAGUUCAAGAACAAGGCCGCAGGGAGAAAAGCUCGCAGGAAGCAGGAGCGAACAGAGAAAAAAAAGCACCGUGCACCGACACUGUCCAAGGUCGAGAUCUUGGCACGACAACAGCACAUGGUUUCAACACCCAAACAAAGCGGUAACAGCGAUAUCAGUAACAGCAAGAAGCAGGGCAAUAAGAAGCAGAAGUUGGAUCAAUCUCGAUUGGAGGUUAACAUGGACGAGCAUGAAGGCGAAACUCCUGUCACGAACAUUGCAGUCUCGGAAAAGAAGAACAAAAAGGCGAAAGAUUCAAUGAAACCCUCUUCGUCCACAGACAUUGCUGAUCUCGAUGCCAGGAGACUCGAAAAACUCGCAAAAUCCAACCCAGCAUUCUACGCCAUGUUGCAGGAGGAUGGCAUUGUUGCCGGUGGUGGACUAGGCAUCGAGGAAGGUUUUGAUGAGGACGAGCAGUACAUUCGCCACUAUGAGAAGAAGCUGGGACUCAAGCGCAAAGAGGCUGGCAAAUUGGCCUCGAAAAAGUCAUUCGUGGACGAUGGUCUUGGUGAUUUGCUGGAUGGAAUUGAGCUUGGAUCUAGAGGUCGUUCAGGAUCGACUGCUGCGAAGAAGAGCGCUGCUACAUUUACCUCAACAAAGUUGAAACCCGAACCAUUGCCAUCAAGCAAGAAGAGAAGCGCUCGUGAAGUCGAGAGUGAAGAGGAUGGAUAUAGCGAGGUUGGCGGCACGGACGACAGUGAGAACGAGGGAGACGAUCUGGACAGCUUUGACGAAGAGCUGGAGGGCGUGGAUCCAGAAGACUUGGAUGAUUCCGACUUGGAUGAUUCUGACUUGGAUGACAAGGACGAAGAAGGCAUGGAGAGCUUUGACGAGGAAUUGGAAGGUAUCCACUCUGAGUCCGAGAACGACGACGAGGACGAUAUGGAGGACAUGGAAGACAUGGAUAGCGGAGAUAUGUUAGAGGGCGAUAGCGAAGAAAGCAAUGAGGAGGAGGAGGGAAGUGAAGAGGCUGAGGAGUCAUCAGCGAAACCGACAUCGACAACACAACUUGGAAAGUACUUGCCGCCUCAACUCCGAGCCGCUGCUACUGCUGCUGCUGCCGCAGAAGCAGAGGGUGGUGCCUCUGUACUUGCCAAGAAUAUCCCGCGAAAAAACACUGAGGAGCUCCUCCGACUUCGCCGGCAGCUUCAGGGUAUGCUCAACAAGCUGAGUGAGAGCAACAUCGAAUCCAUUCUCAUGGACAUUGAGGGUCUUUACCGCAAAUACCCAAGAGCAGAUGUGACGGAGACAAUCACGGAUAUGAUUUUGACAUCGAUCUCGUCCAAGGCCAACUUACUGGACUCAUUUGUAAUCCUCUACGCCACUGUGGUCGCCAGUUUAUACCGCCUUAUCGGCAUCGAGUUCGCGGCACAUUUUAUCCAAACCCUCGUUGAGCAGUUCGAAACCCACCAUGUGCUGGCCUCAAGCACAAAGAGCAUAGCGAUGACGGACGAGACGAUGAGCGCCGUGAAACAGUGUACCAAUUUGAUUGUUCUGGUGUCGGAGCUGUACAACAUGCAGGUCAUUGCUUGUGUACUUGUAUAUGAGUUGAUCCGCUGGUUCAUGACAGAGCUAUCAGAGUUAAACGUCGAGCUUGUGGUCAAGAUUGUCAAGACUUCGGGAUAUCAGCUCAGACAGGACGACCCUACGACGCUAAAGACCAUCAUCCAGGAGUUCACUGUUCUCUCUAACCAACCUACCACCAAGGAAGGAUCAGCGACUCCUAUCUCGUCCCGCACACGGUUCUUGCUCGAAACAUUGACUGCACUCAAGGCAAAUAGGAUGAAGGGACCCUCAACCAACUCGACGACUUCAGGAACCAUUGCUGAGAGUACAACGCGCAUGAAAAAGUUCUUGUCAGGACUUAGCAAAAAGAGGACCACAUUCCCUUCAGAACCCAUGCGAGUCGGCCUCACAGACAUUCGUCAAGCAAAGACCAAAGGAAAGUGGUGGUUAGUCGGUUCGAGCUGGAAGAACAACAUGGUCGGCGAGGAGAGCACUCAGAAAUCGUAUUCUACUUCGACUGCAGACGAUGUCCUGGAAGCGGAGGAUGAGCUGCUGAAACUGGCGAGGAAGAACAAGAUGAAUACAGACGUCAGGAGGAGCAUCUUUGUGGUACUCAUGAGUAGUGAGGACUAUAUCGACGCUUUCGAAAGAUUGAUCAAGCUGAAUUUGAAGGAGGUACAGCAGCGCGAGAUCGUGCGAGUACUACUUCACUGCGCUGGAAAUGAGAUGGUCCACAACCCUUACUAUACGCUUGUUGGACAGCGUCUCUGCCAGCACGACCACUCUUUCAAAAUCACAUUCCAGUACUCUCUGUGGGAUAUACUGCGAGAGAUGGGUGCCACAGACGUGGGUGGUAUGGAGAAGGUCAAGGACGGCCAAGUGGUCGGUCUGGAUGAUGGUGUUGGCAGUGGCAAGAAGGUUGCGCUCCGGAGGAUUGUCAACCUGAGCAAGAUGUACGGGUUCCUGAUUACCUCACACGACCUGAGUCUGGUCAUGCUUAAGACUGUCACUUUCACAUCCCUCCCAGAACAGCCUACGCUAUUCUUCCAGCUCCUCCUCACAAACAUCAUCCUGUCCUCACAGCCCCAGAUCCAUUCUCCACUCCAGCAACAGAAGCAGCCCCAGCAGCAGGCAUCGAAAGAGAAGCCGAAGUAUAACGCGCAGGCGCUAGCUGACAUAUUUAUUCGUGCAGCCGUGAACCCGACUCUGGCGCAGGGGAUCAUAUUUUUCCUGCAGGCGUUUGUCAGGAAGGGUCAAGUGUGCCAGACAGAUCGUGAGAAGGACACCAUAAAGUGGGCAUGCAAUACUAUUAGGGAAGUCCUCCAGGGAGCUGUCAACACUGGUGGUCGCUUCUAG
This is a messenger RNA of Gamsiella multidivaricata, 3093 nucleotides long. RefSeq lists its product as uncharacterized. Gene Ontology annotation, molecular function: RNA binding; protein binding. Gene Ontology annotation, biological process: ribosomal small subunit biogenesis. The transcript has 4 exons. The coding region runs from base 1 to 3093 and encodes 1030 amino acids. Gene Ontology annotation, cellular component: nucleolus. NCBI's taxonomy places the organism in Eukaryota, Fungi, Mortierellomycota, Mortierellomycetes, Mortierellales, Mortierellaceae. The record is from RefSeq and is a predicted model, not a curated record.